Molecule: messenger RNA, 1713 nt
Organism: Rangifer tarandus platyrhynchus (Svalbard reindeer)
Lineage: Eukaryota; Metazoa; Chordata; Mammalia; Artiodactyla; Cervidae
Source: the annotation of a GenBank genome assembly
AUGGAGCUCCUUCGGCUGCUGCUCAUCGCGGUGCUGGCUUCGGUAACCCGGGCGGCCGGCGGAGCUGAGAUCGUCGGAAGCUCCAGCGAGGGUCUUCUGGAAUUUUCUGUGGGGAAAUUUAGAUACCUGGAGCUCAAGAAGCCCUUUCCAGAGGAAGCUAUUUUGCGUCAUAUUUCCAGCAAUGUUACUUUUGUUAUUUUCCAAAUACACUCACAGUAUCAGAAUACAACAAUUUCUUUUUCUGAGGCUCUCCUUCCUAAUGCCUCGGGGACGGGCACUGACAAAGGACUGGUUUCCAUUCUUAGACCAGAGCAGAGUAUGUGCACUUGGCACUUGGAGACAUUAGACCCUGAGCCUGUCCAAAAUGUGGCCAUUCCACUGUCCUACUCGGAAAGCGAUCCUAUCCCUGGUGGCUGUAAUUUGGAGUUUGAUGUAGAUAUCGAUCCAAACAUUUACUUGGAGUAUAAUUUCUUUGAAACAACUAUCAAAUUUGCUCCAGCAAACCUAGGCUAUGCGAGAGGCGCAGAUCCUCCAUCAUGUGACGUCAAGACAGACCUAGACUCCAGGUGGAGGUUGCAGUAUGACGUCUAUCAGUAUUUUCUGCCCGAGAACGACCUCACUGAAGAGGUGUUGCUGAGACAUCUGCAGAGGAUGGCCGAGGUGCCUCAGGUGCGGGCCAAUGCUGUCAAGGUGGUCACCCUAACCGCUGACGAUAAGACAAGUGUUUCCUUCUCCUCCCUCCGGGGACAGGGUGUCAUUUACAAUGUCAUCGUUCGGGACCCACUUCUAAACACGUCCACGGCUUACGUGCCCACUCACACGUAUGCUUGCAGCUUUGAAGCUGAGGAGGGUAGCUGUUCUUCCCUUGGAAGAGUCUCUACCAAAGUCUUCUUCACUCUUUUUGCCCUGCUUGGCCUCUUCAUCUGUUUCUUUGGGCACAGAUUCUGGAAAACAGAACUAUUCUUUAUAGGCUUUAUCUUCAUUGGAUUCUUCUUUUAUAUACUGAUUACAAGACUGACACCUAUUAAGUAUGAUGUCCGCCUGAUUGUGACGGCCGUCACCGGAAGCAUCGGUGGAAUUUUCUUGGUAGCUGCUUGGUGGCGAUUUGGAGUCCUCACGCUCUGCAUGCUGUGUGUCGGACUGGUGCUGGGCUUCCUCGUCGCAUCAGUGGCUUUCUUCACUCCCCUGGGAAACCUAAAGAUUUUCCGUGUCGACGCAGUAUUCUGGGUGACCUUCUCUUGUAUAGCCAUUUUCAUUCCGGUGGUUUUCAUGGGCUGCUUAAGAAUACUGAACAUACUGAGUUGUGGAUUCAUUGGCUCCUAUUUGGUGGUCUUGGCCGUGAACAGUUACCUGUAUACAAGCCUUUCUUACAUCACUUUGAACAUACUCAGGAGAGCACUCCAUGUGGAUUUCCGCAGAGCUUUCAUGAAUGUGCCUUUUCAAACGAAUGACUUUAUUAUCCUGGCAGUAUGGGGGAUGCUGGCUGUAAGUGGAAUUACGCUACAGAUUCGAAGAGAAAGAGGGCAGCCGUUUUUCCCUCCCCACCCGUACAAGUUAUGGAAGCGAGAGCGUGAGCGCAGAGUGACGAACAUCCUGGACCCCAGCCACCACAUCCCUCCACUGAGAGAGCGACUCUUCAGCCGAUUAGCCCAGAUCAAAGUGCUCUUCCGGAAGGAACAGCCGGCGGGAGAGAGAACGCCCCUGCUUCUGUAG